CCAACACGUCAUCGCCGCUGACAGUCCAAUCAGAUUACUCGGUUUGACGAGCCGUAGUCGCUCGUGUUGAAUGAAGACAAGUCGCUCCUCUCUCUCAAAACAUAACGAGUGUGACAGACAGACAGACAGACACACAAACACACACACGCAUACACACACGCAAACACAACAGGACUGCAGCCGCACACACCGUCCUCCCGCUAGCCCUCUCCCCGUCAUGAGUAUCGCGGUGCCGUUCCAAGAUGGGGUAUUUGCAGGGGACCCCCCCGUGCACUGCGCCCCGCCUAGGGUACGCACUGUUGACGUCUCCAUGGAAACUGUGGCCUCCGCAUGGGUGCAUGACGCUGCCUCGUCCUACCAGGGUCAGGAGAACCAGCAUCUUUCAUCCUAUGGGGGUCUGUGUCCUCAACCAGAAGCAACCAUUAAGCUCUCGCCUCACCUGCACAGGAACAAACAGCUGCAGGACACCCUUCAACAGAGAGAGGAGGAGUUGGCCCGGCUGCAGCAGGAGAACGACAAACUGAGACACUUCCUCAGCUCCUCGUUUGUGAAGAACCUGGAGGAGAAGGUCAAGGGCCUCAGUUCAGACCAUAGGAGUAACCUUAAAAGAUGUCUCCAGCAAGACCACAGAACCGACCAGAACCUCAGUUCCUGUCGGUCACACCCAGCUGCCCAGCGCAUCAGCACUCGCGUUUGUCGCAAUCUCUUCCCUGAGUUCUGCUCUGACCCAGGUCCCCCCAGGGAACCAAACCUAGACCUCUGGGUUCUCCAGACACUGGGCCUCAAAGACCGGGACACCAUCGAUCCUUCUGCCUCCCCCAACUCCUUCCGACUCAACCCGUCCUCUUCUUCCAUCCGACGGCUUACUCCUCCUCAUCAGCCCUCUUCCCACUUCAGUGCUCCUUCUUCCUAUGAGCCUUCGGCCAUCCUGCCGGACCUUUCUCAGUCCCUCUCGUCCUCAUCCUGUGACUUUGUUCUGACUUCCCGUCCAGACCACCCUGACCUCACCACGUCUACCAGCCUUCAGCAUUCCCAUGCGGACAGUGCUAAUGCUAACAUUACUGCCACUCAACACCAAGAUGCCUACCACCCCUGCUACUCUCCAGACCAGUGCAAUGACAUCACUGCUCACUAUUCUGCCACGACAACAGAUCACUACCACACCAACACUGCCCUCCCAGCUCCCCUGAUACAGGGCCCCAAACAGCCCAAUACUGCCGUCCUAGCCCCCCCCACAAAGGGCCCCAAACACCCCAACACUGCCGUCCUAGCUCCCCUCACACAUGGGCUCGGCCAUUCACUUGGAGCUGAGGGCAUUACACCAGGCCUACCUGGGCUCGGUUCUUGGUCUGCCUCAGGUCCAGAUCCUCCGACACACAGCCACCACAGCCUUCAACUCUCCCCCGUCCCCACCCAAGCUCUGACGAGCCAGACCCACACCGCCCCGAUCCCACACCCAGGGGCCGUCCCUUCCUUUCAGAUGCUCACGCCCCCUCCCACGCCUCGCAAAGACGUGGUGUUCAGAGGGUCCCUCAGUCCCUCCAGCAGCUUCAAGACCCAUAGCUUCCCCCAGGGACAGGCCUUCAUCAGGAAGGACACACAGGGCUGCUGGAGCUUCACCUGGAUCCCGAAACAGAAUCCCUAGACUGGGGCUUCAGCUGGAUCCCGUAACAGAAUCCCUAGACUGGGGCUUCACCUGGACCCCGAAGCCGAAUCCCUAGACUGGGGCUUCACCUGGAUCGCGAAACAGAAUCCCUAGACUGGGGCUUCACCUGGACCCCGAAAUCGAAUCCCUAGACUGGGGCUUCGCCUGGAACCUCAAACAUGAACUCUUGACCUUGGUCUUACCUGGAUUCUCAAAAAGGGGCUCUAGACUGGAGCUUCAUCUGGAUCGUCAAACAUGAGCUCUUGACCUGAGUUUAACCUGUAUCCCCACAAAGGGGUGCUACAAUAGCUGCUGCUGCCAUGCCCCCCUUUCGUUCCUGAAAGGGAAGCUCUGCCUGGAGCUCUGGUCACAGAAAGAUUGUCCAUUUGCUUAAACCUUAUGAAGGACCAGGAGAGAGAGAACUAACAUUUAGCUGAGGAACAUUUUUGGUGCUACGUUACACACUGCACACUGUACAGUAGCACACUGCCGGUAUACUCUAAUGUGAGAAGGUUCCAGAGAUACAUGGAGCCCGUGACCUGCGACCAGGAACAUUCAACCUGAAACAUGCAACCUGAAACAGGCAACUAGGAACAUGUGACACAGAACAUGUGACCAGUUACCUGGAAAAAAAAUGUAAUAGCUACUUGAGAUUGACCGAUUGGUUCAGCUAGUUGGACUUGGUGGUUUCUUGGUUACUAGUUUCAGCUGCUGCUUACCAGCGGCCUUAACUUGUUGGAUGCUAGUUAGCUAGUUGUACCUGCUACUUAACUGGUUAACGAUGUAGACGUUUUUGUACUAUCAUAUGCGAUGGUUUGGUGAGGAGAUAUUAAAGAUUUUAA
Messenger RNA from Gadus morhua (Atlantic cod), 2487 nucleotides. It is a transcript of the gene gmnc, whose product is annotated as geminin coiled-coil domain containing. NCBI's taxonomy places the organism in Eukaryota, Metazoa, Chordata, Actinopteri, Gadiformes, Gadidae. The record is from RefSeq and is a predicted model, not a curated record. The transcript is spliced from 5 exons. Gene Ontology annotation, biological process: negative regulation of DNA replication; negative regulation of cell cycle. Bases 71 to 1645 code for a protein of 524 amino acids. Gene Ontology annotation, cellular component: nucleus.